CUCAGAUAACUUACUGUGAAAGGCCGUAGAUAAGAGGAAAUGGUAGGCACUGGAAUGAGGUGUGGAGUUUUGGGACUCAAUUACUGUGUUCCUGUGAGAAAAUUUGGAAGAAGGUUUGGAACAACGCUGGCUAGAAGGAAGGAUUUUGAGGAGAAUGAUAAGAUCCAACAGCGACCCUUUUCGCCUCUGAAGAUUUCGAAGUCAAUUAUCGCUCGCGCUGCCAUUGGAGUGUUUGGAUUAGGGUUCAUUGAUGCCGGGUACAGCGGUGAUUGGUCGAGAAUCGGAGUAAUAACAUCACAGAGUGAGGAAUUGCUUAAGGUUGCAGCUUUUCUAGUUGUUCCCUUGUGUAUUUUUCUGGUUUUUUUCUUGCCCACAGACACAGAUUCUUGAAUUUUUCAGCCAAAUGAAGUGUGAAUUUGGUUGAAAAUCUUUUAGACAUGGAAUCAAUGGGCGCUAUUGUUAAUUUUAUAAGUCUCAGAUCAUGCUUAGGAUAUGAGUAAGCUCAAUCCUCCCACUUGAACUCUGCUAACUGAGUUGGAUGGUGAACUGACAGAUCCAGAAAUGCUAAAAGGUUUGAAAGAAUGUUACUUGAAUGAUCAAUUACAAAUAAUUAAAAAUACUCUUUGAAUAA
Messenger RNA from Vigna unguiculata (cowpea), 631 nucleotides. Its product is annotated as DNA-directed RNA polymerase subunit beta. NCBI's taxonomy places the organism in Eukaryota, Viridiplantae, Streptophyta, Magnoliopsida, Fabales, Fabaceae. The record is from RefSeq and is a predicted model, not a curated record.